ACCGACACUCCCCACACCUCGCCACUCACACGUCUUGGUGACACCAGAAAGCUACACGCAUCUUGCACACAGCAGGGAGCAGCGCACGUCAAGUUACGACUACUGUUACCAGUAGCUCCAGGGAACUACACGCGUCUUGCAUACUCCAGAGAGAUACACACGUCUCGUAUACCCCAGGAAGCUAUAAAAGUUCAUCAUACUCCAAAGAGCUGCACACGUCUUGCUACGACAGUGAGCUAAACACGUCACGUAUACGACAGGGAGCCACAUACAUUUCAGAGUUCCUAAAGAGCUACACAAGUCUCCAAUACGUCUGAUAUUCUUGGAAUUGCUUUCGCUGGUCAUCUGCUGGAAUUAUACGAGGCAACAUUAUCCCAGGUGUGCAAGAAACUUGCUAGACAGACACCAGCACAACACCUGAUACCGAGAUGGGGAAUGCGGAACAUUGGAGGUGCCAGGUGGCCAUAUACAGCCUCCUGGCGGUGUUAAUCAUCAAGGCUAUGGUCGUGAGCACAUUGUUAUGCCUCUACUGGAAGAAAUGCAAGCGAAUCAUCAACAGGAAAGGAAAGAUUCCGGAGAACAGCAAGGAACCUGAUUACUUGGAACCGAUCAAGAGGCCGAAUAAUGGCCUGCAGAAAAAUAAAGGUAUUGUAAAGGACCCAGACGACAACGAAGAACACAACUACGAGGAAGUAGGCAAAUUCCCUGCACCAUCGGAUCAGAAGCAGAAUUACGACGAUGUAAAUGGUUCAAAUGUCAAUGAAGAGCACAAGUACGAGGAGAUCGACAAGUUCCAAAUAUCGAAGAAUAAGGAAGAUCACUGUUACACCAAUAUAAAGGGUUCAAAAGAUACUGAAGAGCACAAAUAUGAAGAAAUGGACAAGUUCCACUUGCCAAAGAAUAACCAACAAAAGCUCUACGACGAUAUAAAAGAUUCAAAAGACAGCGACGAGCCCAAGUAUGAAGAAGUCGAUAAGCUAUAUCUGCUCUAGAAUAAUUAGCAAAGAACUCUAACAGAAAGAAACUUAAAUGACGAUAAACACAUGUGCGAGGACGUCGACACGUUCCUUCUCACCAAUGGAUCACAUCCCAUGUUUGAGUCCUCCUAUAACCUUGUGUGUGUUAAUUGUUCGCCAUCGGGAAUUUUAGUUAAUAUGUGAUACGUACAGGGGAGGGAAUAGUACUGGCUUACUGAAAUACAUGAAGGUAAAGUUAGAUCGAAUUGCAGUUAGCCUCCAUCUGACUCCAUUAACAAGUUAAUUACAAAUAUCCAGAGAGAAAACAUUAUGAUGACCUAUAUUGAAAAAUAAUCAAUGGAAAAGCAGAACGAUUUUCAUCAUCAGAACAAAGAGAAUGAAAACAAUCGACCACUACACAUUGCUAAAUGUCUAAGUAAAAUUACAACAAUUAAUUUUUGUUAUAAUUAAGCAUGUGACACAAACAAUAACCUGACAAAAUGCGUUUUGAAUGAAAAAAAAAUUAAUUGUGAUCAUAUUCAAAGACCUAGCAAUCUUUGGAUGGUUAUCAUGACUACAUUAUCUUACUGACAAACUACCAGGUAUAAUUUAGUCCUAAACAUAGUUCAAGACUAAAUUUGUGUUGUAACCUAAGGAUGAAUUAUAAUAAUUUUUUGUGUUAACAAGUGCACAUUAUUGUGUUUGUAAAUGCACAUUAUUGACACCAUAUAAAAAGACACAUCGAACACUGUUUAUGUAGGACAUACGUAAAUUUGUGUAUAUAUGUAUGUAGGUUAGAUUAUCAUUUUAAAAGCACUACAAACACUUUCUGUGGUUGAUUAUUAAAUAAAUCACUGAACUAUAUUUUUAACAGAUCUCUAACCCUCUCGAUGGAGGACAGAAGAAAAUUUAUAUAUGCAGAUUAUCAUUGUAAAUGUGUGCCCACGUCUAUGGUAGAAAAUACUAUACAAAAAAAAUGACAACGGGCUAGAUAGUGAAGGGGAGGAAAGAACCAAUGAAUGGCAAAUGGAGGAUUGCGUCGCACAAAAACAUUUAAGGUAUGAGGGUGGUAAUUUGGGAACGAAAUGAGAAAUGAUAGCGAUUUUAAGUUAAUACUUUAAAUAGACGAGUGUGGGAGUCAUAGGAUAUGCACAAAGUUUCUGGUCAGAAUAAUUUUUUUCUGGUCCUUUCUUAUUCAGUUUAUUAAGUUACGUCAUUGAUUUUACUAUUGAUUUUACGUACAUCCAAAGUGAAAGUGCCGCUUGGUGAAUAAGUUGCCUUAAAAAAAUCGGCAUCCUGGUUAUGAGGUUGAAUAAGUCAGCCUUAUGACGGCUGAUAUAUUCAUAAAAGUCAUUAUAACGAUCUUUUUUAUUGGAGUUUAGGUUAUUGCUGGAUGCACGUGAAUCGAAAGACACUGUAUACAUUGGCCUAAUUUCUCAUAAAAGUUCAUAAUAGCUUUGAAGCAGCGAUUCUUAGCGAUAGCCAUUAGUAGGUAAAAAUUAGGAAAACUGAGCUAUUUCAUUGUAUUAGAUUAAGAUGAAGAUAGAAGUCUAAUAAUAGGGAAGCAAUGUGGCAGAUCAAAUUAUACUUUGCAGGACGCAGGAUCAUUAUCGCAAUUCGUGAAAUCUUGGCCCUGGGCACAGAGAUUGGCAGUACAAAUAUUGCUACUUCAUUUGUCCAAUGAAUUUCCAGAAAACUCGUACUCUACAAAGCUUUAAAAGAAAAAGAAAAAAAUCCUGGAUCUCUUUCCAGAAUACCGCCUAAGUUGUCGCCUUCCUGGAGCUCCGGAAUAAAUAGUUAAAUUUUAAAGAAAAGUAUUCCUAUGUAUUAUAUUUCAUAUGCAUAGAUUUUAUAGGAAGGAUACUUUAUGUUUGAUAAUGAUGUUAGCGAAGUAUCGUACAGAUCUUUGAAGGAAAAUAAUAAUUUUAAAUGAAAUAAAUAUUUAAUAAAAACCAGGCUCGAUCCCAUCAUAUUACUUCGUAUCUCAACUUUCUUUGAUAUAUUUGUACAUAUACAAGAUAAAAUUCCUUUUUCUUAUGCAUAUUGAUAA
This is a messenger RNA of Procambarus clarkii (red swamp crayfish), 3006 nucleotides long. RefSeq lists its product as uncharacterized. The record is from RefSeq and is a predicted model, not a curated record. NCBI's taxonomy places the organism in Eukaryota, Metazoa, Arthropoda, Malacostraca, Decapoda, Cambaridae.